AUGGCCAAGAUAAGGCGUCGCGAGAACCCUUCUGCUACGCUUGGCGCUCUACAACCCACCCCAUCCACCAGUGUCUCAUCCGCCGGUACUAACAGUGGUCGGCCUCGAUCCUCAACAACAGCUUUACUUAAUUAUAUUAAUGACGUGCCAAAAGAGGAAGCACAAAGGAAGAAAUCGAGGCAGAAACUCGUGUCCUUAUACCGGCUUCUUGUGCUCGAGCUAAAUUUACCUGGAAGCGUGUCUACGAAAUCAAGCUCAGCCGAAAAUAAAGGGGAGUCUAAGAAUUCACAGGAACAAUUGGCCAAUAUGGUAAAGGUACCUUUCUAUUUGGAGAAGUUCAUAUGUUUCGGCCUUCUUGUGUGCUCGAACGCGUUCCUCACGUUGUUCACUCUAGUACCACUCAAAAUAGCUAUAGUCACUUUCACAGCCUUCAAAGAAUUUCUAUACUCACCACAGCGGGAUAUGACGAUCUUAAUAAGAAAACUACAUUUUGUGAAACGUGAUUUGAUAACGUUGCUUCUUAUCAUCUCUUCAGUCGCACUUUUGUCAACCCGUUUGCUUGAAGUCUCUAGGCUAUACCACGAUAUCCGAGGACAGGCGCACAUAAAAUUGUAUGUGAUGUUUGGAGUCUUGGAAGUCACCGAUAAACUUUUGUCCAGUAUUGCCCUGGAAAUCUUUACUGUUCUUGUGGGGCUCCCUUUGACCAACAUGACUCCAAAUAGAUUCGGCAAGCUUGUCUUUUUUUCAGUCAUUGCUUUGGUCUUUUUUGCGUGUCACUCAUAUGUGCUAAUAUAUCAGUCAGUUGCCCUUCAUGUGGCUGCAAAUUCCUACUCCAAUGCUUUAUUAGCUCUAUUGCUUUCCAAUCAAUUCAGUGAACUCAAGGGCGCUGUCUUCAAAAAGUUUGAGCGUGAAGGAUUAUUCCAGAUCACAAUGUCUGAUCUCACUGAGCGCUUUCAAUUAUCAAUCAUGCUUUUUGUCAUUGCCUUGCGAAAUUUGUCUCAGUUGAGCAGCACUCAGUUGAGUUUGGUUCCAGAUAGUUGGAAGUCUUGGAACAAGUGGUUCGGAGCUAUUUUUGGUCCUUCAGUGGUAGUCCUCGGUAGCGAGAUACUCGUGGAUUGGAUCAAACAUUGUUACAUCAGCAAAUUUAAUCUCAUCAGGCCCAGAACAUAUGAGAAUUUUCUUUAUGUUCUUAGCACAGAUUUCAAAGAAGUUUUCACUUCUAACUCGAAGACUUGUACGCUGCAUGAAGUGUCAGACUAUAUCAUAUUGACUCGAAGAAUUGGUCUUCCAAUUAUACCUCUUACAAUAUGCUUCUUGAGAAUGGCGCUUAAAGACUUGAGACAGUUUUUCUUGCCGUCCUGUCUGCAAAUCCUGAGCAUAGUUUCAAGUGUCGUUCUAAUAGUGCUAGCCUUUGUUGUUUUGCUAGUCGCCAGACUUCUCUUGGGUCUAUGGCUUUUAAAGUGGGCUCGUUUCAUAAAACACAAUCACGAAGCCUUCCAACAAAACUUACAACUCAAAGCUGAUAUUUCUUCAUCAUCACAAUCUUCUGGCGAUUCGAAGGAAGAUAGAACACUUCGCCGACAUCAGAAUUCCGUUGAAACAGAAUAUGAGCAAUCUCAUCCCAGUGAAACUGAGGACGCUCCAUGCCCACCUGUGUCACAAUUAUUGCUGAAUUGUCCACCAUUAUUAAAGAACUCAAGCAUUCAUUUAUCUCUUCAGGAUACAGCAGGUGGGAACUACUGCGACGACAGUCAACUAACGUCUCCUUUGGAGCUGGAAAUUGAGUAUUCCUUUAUUCCCGGAAUUCCGAACACGGAAUCUUCGUCCAUUAAUCCGACAAUGAGAUCUUCUUUGUAUGACUUUGGAGAGAAAGUUCCUCCUACACUUGAGGAAAAAAGAAACAAGCAACUUUUGGAAAGGAACUUGAGAUCGAUGGGUGGGACAGAAGAUAUACGUCUUGACUCACUCCACAAAGUACACAGAUACGAGAUGUCUAGCAAAAAAAUUUGGUAG
Metschnikowia bicuspidata var. bicuspidata NRRL YB-4993 is the source of this 2013-nucleotide messenger RNA. RefSeq lists its product as uncharacterized. Gene Ontology annotation, biological process: maintenance of protein localization in endoplasmic reticulum. The transcript has a single exon. Bases 1 to 2013 code for a protein of 670 amino acids. Gene Ontology annotation, cellular component: endoplasmic reticulum membrane. The record is from RefSeq and is a predicted model, not a curated record. NCBI's taxonomy places the organism in Eukaryota, Fungi, Ascomycota, Pichiomycetes, Serinales, Metschnikowiaceae.